Leucoraja erinaceus (little skate) is the source of this 5969-nucleotide messenger RNA. RefSeq names its product leukosialin (gene evi2b). The coding region runs from base 3129 to 4130 and encodes 333 amino acids. NCBI's taxonomy places the organism in Eukaryota, Metazoa, Chordata, Chondrichthyes, Rajiformes, Rajidae. The transcript is spliced from 2 exons. Gene Ontology annotation, biological process: regulation of stem cell division; positive regulation of neutrophil differentiation. The record is from RefSeq and is a predicted model, not a curated record.
AAAAAAUAUAUUAUUAUUAGCAUGCUCAAGCAUGGGAUUUUCCUCAUAUAGGCUGGGUCCAAACGAGUCUACUGGGGGGAAAGAUGAGUGGAAACAAUUGUUCUGACAUUACUCUUAUACCACCACAAAUUCAAGCAUCAUCUUUCCCUUCGAUACUGCAUAAAAAGUGCUUAGUUGGAAAAAAAUAAGCAGUUCAGUUCAGUUUAUUUUAUUUAGUUUAGGUGCAGUGAAAAGCUUUUGUUGCAUGCUAUCCAGUCAGCAGAAAGACUAUAGAUAAUUACAAUUGAGCCAUUUACAAAGUAUAGAUACAAGGGAAGGUUGACACAAAAUGCUGGAGUAACUCAGCGGGACAGGCAACAUCUCCGGAGAGAAUGAAUGGGUGACUUUUUAUUCGAGACCCUUAAGGGAAUAACAUUUAGUGCAAGGUAAAGUCAGCAAAGUCCAAUCAAGGAUAGUCAGAGGGUCACCAAAGAGGUAGAUAGUAGUUCAGUACUGCUCUCUGGUUGUGGUGGGAUGAUUCAGUCACCUGAUAACAGCUGGGUAGAAACAUCCUUAGUCUGGAGAUGUGCGUUUUCAUGCUUCUAUACCUUUUGCCGGAUGGGGGAAGGGAGAAGAGGAAGUGACCAGGGCGCAACUCAUCCUUGAUUAUGCUGCUGGCCUUGCCGAGGCAGUGUGAGGUAUAAAUGGAGUCAAUAGAAGGGAGGUUGGUGUUUGUGAUGGUCUGGGCUGCGUCCACAAUUCGCUGCAAUUUUCUUGCGGUCUUGGGUGGAGCCGUUUCCAAACCAAGGUGUGAUGCAUCCUGAUAGAAUGUUUUCUAUGGUGCAUCUGUAGAAGUUGGUGAGAGUUGUCGGGGACAUGUUGUCUGACAACUUCGUAAGCCUUCUAAGGAAAUCAAGGCAGCAGGGGACAGUAAGAGUGCUGGAGACAAAGCCGAGUGUCAAAUGUGUAGGAAGGAACUGCAGAUGCUGGUUUACACUGAAGAUAAGGCACUAAAUGCUUGAGUAUCUCAGUGGAAGAUGCAGCAUCUCUGGAUAGGAGGAAUGGGUGACGAAUCAGUGUUAAAUAGCUGGCACUGGUAAAUUAUUAGCCCCACGCUCAAAAAAUGAUUAAGCCACAAGUGUUCAAGCAUUUUUAUCUCUGAAGAAUACAGUUAACUGCAAAGAUGUGUAGAUCAAUUGGCUUCUGUAAAUUCUCCUUCGUGUGCAGGAUAGAACUAGUGUGUGGGUGAUCGCUGGUUGGUGCAGAAUCGGUGGGCCGGAGAGCUUGUCUCCACGCUGCAUCACAGAACUAGUGACACCUGGAGUAUUGUGUGCUGUUUUGGUCCCCUCAUUUGAGCAAGGACAUUCUUGCUAUUGAGGGAGUGCAGCGUAGGUUUACAAGGUUAAUUCCCGGGAUGGCGGGACUGUCAUAUGCUGAGAGAAUGGAGCAGCUGGGCUGUACACUCUGGAGUUUAGAAGGAUGAGAGGAUAUCUCAUUGAAACAUAUAAGAUUUUAAAGGCUUGGACACGCUAGAGGCAGGAAACAUGUUCCCGAUGUUGGGGGAGUCCAGAACCAGGGGCCACAGUUUAAGAAUAAGGAGUAAGCCAUUUAGAACGGAGACGAGGAAACACUUUUUCUCACAGAGAGUGGUGAGUCUGGAAUUCUCUGCCUCAGAGGGUGGUGGAGGCAGGUUCUCUGGAUGCUUUCAAGAGAGAGCUAGAUAGGGCUCUUAAAAAUAGCAGAGUCAGGGGAUAUGGGGAGAAGGCAGGAACGGGGUACUGAUUGGGGACAAUCAGCCAUGAUCACAUUGAAUGGCGGUGCUGGCUCGAAGGGCCAAAUGGCCUACCCCUGCACCUAUUGUCUAUAACUAAACACUAUGAGAACAGAACAGGUAAAGAGGGAAGAGGGAAUGAAAGAGAUGCAUUAAUUUCCCUUGAAACCUGGAUUAACAUUUUAACUGGAAGGGUCUUUAAUGAGGCCUGGGCUGUGAAUUACAUUGUCAAUACUGUUUGGUUGAAUUCAUUUCGUUUAUCAUUAUUAAUAGCCAUGAGUACCGACAUACAGUGUGAGGGAAGAGAAGGAAAAGUACCUUCCUCCACUUAAUGUUUAAGAAGGAACUGCAGAUGCUGGAAAAAUCGAAGGUAGAUAAAAAUGCUGGAGGAGCUCAGUGGGUGAGGCAGCAUCUAUGAAGUGAAGGAAUAGGUGAUGUUUCGGGUCGAGACCCUUCUUCAGACUGGGUCUCAACCCAAAACGUCACCUAUUCCUUCGCUCCAUAGAUGCUGUCUCACCCGCUGAGUUUCUCCAGCAUUUUUAUCUACUUUGCUCCAUUUAAUAGCAUCCAUUUUGACAUUUCCUCUUUACUAGUACUUCUAUCAUUGAAACAUGCUGUCACUAUCUUAUUCAAGAGCUUUUGGUAAGAACAUGACAAUGGAAAACAAGUUUGUGGGGUUUGCAUGAGGUUUUGAAAUUAACCUCUUAAAAAAAAAAAAAUCUUACUUUCCACUCACUUCAACAACUUUUAUUCAAAACUAAACUUGCAAAUGGAUUGCUUUACAAUCAAACAGCAAGAAGGAUGAGGAAGAGCGAGCUAGGUGCAAUCUUUCACAGAAGUACCAUGUUGAGUGCAGUGUUGCACCGGCAAAGGUUGUGUAACUGCACACAAAUGUUCAACCUUGGCGAACUUAAGAGAGCAAGAGCAAAUUAAAACAUCACAAAUAGGUUUACAGGAAAUAUGGUGUCGUUCGUUGACUAUGGCACGAGAAGCAAGCAACAUUUUACAAAUCAGGCAUUUGUUGUCUAAUCUUUAAUGGAUUUUCGACCAGGUUUUAUUUGCAAAACUCAAGCCUGCUACUAAUUUCUUCACGUCCGGAGAACAUACAGUGCUCUUACUUCCCUUUUAUUGAAACCUCAAAAUUAACAAGUGACACCACAACAGCAGAUGAACUUGAUUGGUUUGGAGUAUUCAUUUAAGUACUUGCGUGACAGUAAAUGCAAAGUGAUCAGUCUUACAGAGAUCUGUAUUACAUGUGAUAACCAAGAAACAGCAGUACCAGACACAUUCUUCAGGCUCCAAGCCCAAGCUCCGUCUGUGGUACUGAAAAGUCAUCAGCUGUUCUAGGGCUUUGAAAUCCUGUGUCUUCAAAACUAACAUGGCAGUAAUUCGGUUGACUAUAUUGGCACUGCUAGUCAAUGGCCUGAUAGUCAAUGGCCUGAAUGGUUUAAACAACACAAACUUUAAUUUAGCAGAAGAAUUAAAUACAACUUUGAAUGCAUCAUCAAGUACCCCAAUGCCUCUGACAUCUUUGACAACCAUGAAUAUGCCGAAUGCAAGUGGACAGACAAAUGACCUUCCCAACACAACUUCCGAUUUGGCAACUACGUUUCCCAACAGCUCACAAACGGUAUCAAAUCAUUCGUCGGAGCCAUCUGUUUCAAAUUCGGCCUCUCCAUCAACUUCGCCUGUGACAAAAGUUGAUAGCAAUACUAAGUCACUGACUUCUACAACAGUGAGGAAGUCAACCGGAAAAAAUAGUAGAAAAGGCCAAGGCACCAACUUAAAUGCAAGCAUGAUCAUCGCUUGCAUCAUUGGAGGGCUAUUGCUGUUUAUGGUGGUCGCCAUAAUUGUGAUCCUCCUGGUGAAAAGAUGCUCGAGAAAGUAUAAUGUGCAGGACACGCCAUGGGCAGGAACUUGCCCAGGUGUCAUCAGUAAUGACCCCGAACAUCCAGAUGAAGGCGGUGAUGCUCCAGCAAAACGCCCCUCGCUCACCAGCUUCCUCUCGAAAAAGGGAAAACGUGAUUCCUUACUGGAUAACUACAGCAUGGAGUUGCAGGCGACUGAAGGGGUCAAUAACUUGGCUUCAACUGAGUCAGAAGAAAAGGCACUGUCUGCUGACGUCAAAGGGGAUAAUGAAAUAGUAAAAGAACCGCCAGCUUUAACUAAAACAACUAGUCAAGAGUUCCCACCACUGCUCGAGGAACAUGAUAUUCCGGAUGAAGCUGACGCGCAGCCUCCACUGCCUGCAACAGAUACAGAGACUUCAAAGUUACCAGAAGGUCCAUCUGAUGCAGAUUCAAAAUAUUUUGAUAUGCCCCCUCCGCCAAUGGAUAUUGUGGAUCUUGUGAAUAAUUCUGAUUUGCCUCCGCCUCUCUAAUGGGAGGUUUGAAAAGAUCAAGUGUUUGCUUCAGAUCACACGAGUGGAAAGCAAGGUUCUCCGAAGUGGGCCCAGAGUCACUUUCUUCUGAAGCAAAUCCGUUUGUGCAUCAGCAGAUGCGCACUGUAUUUUUAAAUUAGAUGUGGUAAAAUUAUCCAUUAUACCUAAAGUGCAAAACAUUGCAUCUUCCUAAUAUGCAAGUUAGAUGUGGGUUCAUGAAUACAAAUGCAAAAUUUCCUCAGCGUUGCGAUCUUGUUGCUGCACUUCUGCUUUUGUUAAAAGUGUGGACAAACAGAUUUCAUAGUUUAAAAAAUAUAUAUUUUCAGAUAUUGAAGCCUGUAUUUCACUCUCUUUUUUUUCACUCCCAUCUAACUGAACAAAGGGAAAUUAAUUAACAAAGAAGAAUUUUAGCACGCUCCUCUUUUGGAUUACCUGGCCAUCAAACCAUUUUUCAGCAAUCAUUCAACAUUGAGUGAUGAGGAAGUCAACUAUGAACAAACACAAGCACCAGUAUUGUCUCAAAUGGAGAGCAAGAAUGAUCAUCGCUUGCAUCAUUGAAAUUCAUACUGCUGUAAUAAUGCUACUGUAAAUGCAGCAUUCUCUCUAUUCCGAUGGAAAAACAAUUUUAAAGCUAAAAAUGAAAAAUGAAACACCACUAACAAUUAAGCAUUCUUAAGUGGUUAUUCAGGGUACUGUCCAUUUCACCUCUACCCCCAUUGUGGACAAUGGACUUAGUCCAUGGAACUGAUGCGCCACAAUGCUGAGAACUAUAUUCUGCACUCUGUAUCUUCCCGUCUAUUGUUCUUGAGUUGACAUGAUUGUAAUUAUAUAUACUAUAUCCGAUCUGUCAUUAAUAGCAUGCAAAACAAAGCUUUUUACGUUACCUCUGUACACAUAACAAUAAUAAUAAGUCUAAACUCCAUUUUUUUCCACCAGACAAAAUUCAAAUUCACAGGAAGGACAUACAAACUCUGUCAGGACUGAAUCACGGGCGCUGGUGCUGCAAGGCAGCAACUCUACAGCUGUGCCACAUGGUAGAGUUUGCUCCCCAUGUCCAGCUCAGUUCACCUGGAGAUACAUCUGACUUCAGCUCACAACUGUGCACAUGUUGUUGGUAUGCCAAACUCUAAUGAUGGUCAUGUGGAGGAAUGAGGAACAUUUAUAGUUGAACAAUCAUGAUUACAUUCCAGAUAACCUCUGGCUGCUCAUUAUGCAUAUGUCAACACUUUUGGGGAGAGCAAGGUUUAGCGGUAAAACCUAUGUGAAAGUGCACUGUUGUUUCAUCUUUAGGCACUUGGGAUCAAUUGAUCAAAAUAUAUGGAAUCAUUGCUAGCAGGUUUUACAAGAAGCAGCAAGUGCCAGAAGUUUCGACCAAACUGUGCACGAAGGCAAGAACGCAUUUUGUAGUUCCACCAACUUCUGUAGACCCACUAGUUAAGAAAAUUUUAAUUCUGUGCCUGGAAUUUGGGUUGUACAGUUAUAUAACACAAAAACAGGGUUGUCAACCCAACUCAUCUAUGCCAAACAAAUUAUCUGAGCUUGCAUUUCCCCUAUCUCCCUCAAAAUCUUUUCUGUAUAAAUAACUGGCCAAAUGGCUUUUAAAUAUUGUAAUUGUACCAGCAUUCAAAGCUUCCUCAUUCCAUAUACCCAUCACUCUCUGUGUUAAAAACAUGUCCCUCAGGUCCUCCUUUCAAUCCUUCAUCUCUCACUUUAAAUCUAUGCUCUCUAGUUUUGGGCACCUCUACCCUAGAAUAAGGAUUGAGCAAUCACCCUAUCCAUGCCACUCAUGAUUUUAUAUAUCUAAUAAGGUCACCCCUCAGCCUCCUGUGCUCCAGGGGG